Molecule: messenger RNA, 7314 nt
Organism: Apus apus (common swift)
Lineage: Eukaryota; Metazoa; Chordata; Aves; Apodiformes; Apodidae
Gene: STON2
Product: stonin 2
Exons: 7
Coding region: 324-2984 (886 amino acids)
Biological process (GO): synaptic vesicle endocytosis; clathrin-dependent endocytosis; regulation of endocytosis
Cellular component (GO): synaptic vesicle; AP-2 adaptor complex
Molecular function (GO): clathrin-cargo adaptor activity
Source: RefSeq, a predicted model, not a curated record
ACUGUCUACUGGGGAAGACAGUCUUUCCCAAAGGUUAGCUGGAAUCAGCUUCCCCAGAGAUGGAAGGAAAGCUGUAACGCUGCAUUGAUGUUGCUGUGAACUGGUAUUUCCACAUAUCAUCGUGCUGUGCAACUGAGACGUAUCGUGGGCUGAGGAGCAGAAUAACCGUGGUCGCUUAAGGCUACAGGAGGUUGGAAGAGGAGCACUUGAUAAGAAAGUGCAAAGAAGGCUUUUCCUUCAAUUGGCUCAUCUACACCGUGCCUCUCUCCCAGCCUUCUUCCUCCUUAUAAUCCCCAAGUGAAGAUGAGCAGCCUGCUGCAAACAUGACAUCUCUGACUAGUGUCAUUGCCUCCCGCCAAUCUGAAUGGGUGUCCUUCACUGAUGAGCUGCUCCUCCCUGUUAACCCACGAGAUAGCACUGAGAAGCCUCUGAAGCAAUGUCUUUCUUCCUUGGACACCUCCUCAGAAGAGAACCACAAUGCAGAUGGAGAGUUUCAAGACCUCUCUCACACGGAGCUGGAAGAUGCAGCUGAGAAACCCAAGGUGGAUUCUGCUGUGCUUGGGAACAAUGUGUGUCCCAGCACUGAUUUGUCGUCAUCCAUCAGUGCUUGGGUGCAGUUUGAAGAUGCACCAUGGACCAGUGCUCCAUCAACCCGCCCACAAGCAGUGUCUCCAUCAAAAGCACCCAGCUGGACUUCCCGCUCUUCCAACUCUUCAGAGAGGCAAGCCCAUGCUUCAGAGAGCAGCUGGACAACAAACUCAGAAGACACCAGCAGCCCUAGCAUUGCUCCCUCCUACACAGAUCUGCAUUCAAUUAAUACUGAGGACUUGACCAGUGGUGGAACAUCUGCAGCAGAUUCAGCUGACAAUUCCUCAUCUCUCCAAGAAGAUGAAGAGAUAGAUAUGGAGGCUGUCAACUGGCAGCUGAACAACACCUCCAUGAAUGGACAUUCAUCUACCCCAACCACAGUUCGCUUUCCCAGUUGGGUGACUUUUGAUGACAAUGAAGUCAGUUUUGCACCGCAGAACCUUUCUCCCUUGAAAACAGACACCCCACCUGCAGAAACACAGACUCCAGAUGUUAACUUUAACACUACAUCCUUUAAGAAAAGAGAACGUCCUAAAAGCACAUUGGGAGACCUUUCCAAAAUUCAAAAACUAGAUCUGUCCUCCUUAACCAAGUUGCCUUCUGUUGAAACACCACCAUGGAGUGCUACUAAUCCAUUCCUGGAUGAAUCUCUGCGAGAUGUCCAACCCUCACCCAUCAAUCCAUUCAGUUCAUUCUUUGAGGAGCGAGACAGACGUUCUAAAAGCUCUUCUGUCUCCAGUGCUCCAGCCAAAAGCCAAAGAGAUUCUCUCAUUAUUCUUCAUCAAGAACCUGAUACUAUCAGUUUCCAUGAGGCAAACAAAAGUGUAACCCACAUCGAUGCUGUAGAGCAGCUCAAGCAACUCCAGAUUCGAGACCCAGAUCAUGUGAGCAGCCCUACCUUGCCUGAUGAUGACCCUGUGAUGCCAUAUGAUCUGGAUGCAGCCUUAUUUAACCUGGCACCAACUCAGCCAAAGGAUGGAUGGCCAAUGAUGCUCAGGAUCCCAGAAAAGAAGAAUAUUAUGUCAUCCAGGCACUGGGGGCCAAUAUAUGUCAAGCUGACUGACAGUGGAUGUAUACAGCUUUUUUAUGAGAAAGGACUGGAGAAACCUUUCCGGGAAUUCAAACUUGAAAUCAAUCAUGAGAUCUCAGAGCGCAAACUGCAGAACUAUGAUGAGAAUGGAAGGAUACACAGUGUGCGAUUGGACCGCACAACCUACAAGGAGAAAAAGAAGUACCAGCCUAAGCCAGCCAUUGCUCACACAGCAGAGAGAGAGCAAAUUAUCAAGCUCGGGACGACAGACUAUGAAGACUUCCUUAGCUUCAUCAGUGCUGUGCAAGACACACUGAUGAAGUUGCCAGCCUCAUCAACAGAUCUGAGCACAGUGGGACUAAACUAUCAAGAAGAAGAAAUCACGAUUGAUGUCAGGGAUGAGUUUCAUGGUAUCUUGGCCAAAGGAGACGGUGUGAUUCUUCAGCACAGUGUGCUGACCCAUAUCUACGUUCUCAGCUUCCUUUCUGGCCUAGCAGAAUGCAGACUGGGCCUUAAUGAUAUCCUGAUUAAAGGGAAUGAAAUAGUUGCAAGGCAAGAUAUUAUGCCCACUACUACCACUAAGUGGAUUAAAUUAUACAGCUGUCAGUUCCAUUCAUGUGUGGAUGAGGAUGUGUUUAAUAACUCUCGUGUUAUCCUGUUCAACCCCUUGGAUGCCUGCAGGUUUGAACUGAUGCGAUUCAGAACUGUCUUUGCUGAGAAAACUUUGCCUUUUACCCUCAGGACAGCUGCCAGCAUCAGUGGUGCUGAGGUGGAGGUGCAGAGCUGGCUGAUGAUGUCCAUGGGAUUCUCUUCCAACCAUGACCCUUUAACUCAGGUCCCUUGUGAAAAUGUGAUGAUCCGCUACCCAGUGCCAAAUGAGUGGGUGAAGAACUUCCGCAGGGAAAGUGUCCUGGGGGAGAAAUCUUUGAAAGCCAAGGUGAACAAGGGGGCCACUUUUGGAUCAACCAGUAUGUCUGGUUCUGAGCCAGUAAUGAGAGUAACUUUGGGAACUGCCAAAUAUGAGCAUGCCUUUAAUUCCAUCGUAUGGAGGAUAAACCGACUACCUGACAAAAACUCAGCUUCUGGACAUCCUCACUGCUUCUUUUGCCACCUAGAGCUUGGCUCUGACCGGGAAGUGCCUUCCAGUUUUGUCCGCUAUGUAGAUGUGGAAUUUGACAUGCCCACCACUUCUGCAUCCAAAGCCACUGUUCGGUCCAUCUCUGUGGAGGACAAGACCGAUGUGAGGAAGUGGGUCAACUAUUCAGCACACUACAGUUACAAGGUUGAAAUAGAGCAGAAAAAAAGCUUGAAUGAGGAUCUGAAGGGGGAAGAUUCUGUAAAUGUCAAUGAAUGUGCUACACAGUGAAGGAAGAUCUGUCUGCAGGUCCCCAGAGGGAUGGUCAAAUUAACAGACCUGGAAGAGAGGACUUGCAGGGGGUUGGUAUUUUUCUUUUUAAAAGUAUGGAGUACUACUUUUAAAACAAUGCUCUGAAGAGUGUUAUUUUUCAGUGUAAUAAUCUGUACUUCGAGAAGAAGCUCAUCGGGGUUGUUUCGAGUGGACCCAUGCGCUUUUGCUGGAACUAUUUAAGUAGAGUUGGGGUGUAGACAGAAUGACCCACAUUACAGUUGAAGCCUGCCUUUUCUGCCUCUUCACCAUCUAGGCUCUGCACUGAAGUAUGGUCAUCAUCAUAGCCAAACCAGAAAGCAGCCUUUAUCUCACUUACAGUCUUGCCUUCCUACAUUAAGUGUUUUUUUUAAUUGCCUGUUGGUUUUGUCAUUGGUAGAUUCACUUCUUUCUGAACUACCCAAUAAAACCCAGGUAGCAUCAAGUGAAAGAUUAUAUAAAAUCUGAUUUCUGAAGUGGUCAAGAGUGAAAAACCUGAGCAUCAUUCUGGAGAAUCAACAAACUCUGCAUCUUAAACAUACUAAAUGGUCAAGUAAAUGAACUAGAGACAGGACAGCUAAUCAUGUAGCUGUUCUUCUAUUCACCCCUUCCUGUCUCAUCCCCUGAACAACCACAUGUCAUUGUGCACAUUUUUAUUUGUUAGUCUAGGCUGUUCUGUUAUCUAGACUGAACAUGGUUAUGGCUGCUAGUAACAGGGAACAUGUAUUAUAACAGAGAUGAUACAGGAGGGACUUUGCUAAGAUUUGACCAUUCCUACCUAGAAAGAUAUUUAAUGGAAAAACGUUGGGGUUUGGAUUUGUUUUUUUAAUGUUUUCUUGGAUGGGUAAGGUGGGUGGUUAUGGAAAAUGUCAGAACACUUAUUUUAAUAGACAAUGUUGUUUGCUUUCCUGAAAAUCAUUGGAAGUCUGUCCAGCACAGUAUUGCUUUCAUGUUCUGUCUUGAACCUAAGAUAUAAGUAACUCAUAUCUUUAUAAAACCCCCACUAACUGGGACUUAAAGUCUCUUUUCAAAAAUUAACAACAAGCUUCCAUCGUGGAGAUGUUUUUAUCUCCACUUAGCUGAAAGUAACAGCAAGUCUUAAAACUUUUUCUAAGUAAAAAUGCAGAAGGCAAAAAUCAUUCAUAUAUAUAUUUUCAGAUAAAACAGUGUUCAAAGUACCCAUUUUUUGUAGUUGUUUCCACAGUUUGUCUCAAGAUAAUUUUUAAUUUAAAAAAAGUAAUUUAUUAAAUCACUUACCUUUUGAAAGGUUACUGCUGACUUGGAAAGCCUUGGUAAUGUAAUUUAAAAUCAUAAUUAAAAUGAAAGCUUUUUUAUAAGUUUAUAAAUGUAUUUUAUUUUACAUUUCACGUAACAGAAAAUUAGUACAUUCUUGAUUUACUACUUUCAGUGUGACUCCUAUAAAAAUCACUAUGAUGUUGAAAUCCCAAAAAAAACCAUGAGAUUAAUUACAUUGAGUCUAAAACUGGUUGUGGUGAAAUUGAAAACAAAUUAUGGUAAUAUUUUAAAUGCCUUUUCAUGUGCAUCUAAAUUUCAGGCCUUUGCCAACCUAGUGAUAUAUACUUUCACUGUAAAUACAUAAAGUCUCAGUCUUUCUAAAACUUCUUAAUAAGCAUGGAAUAUUCUAUUGCAGGCAGUCCUACUGAAGCCCAGGGAGCUUCUUGGAGCACACCAGUUAGUACUAAGCAUUUGCAACAUUUCUUUCUACAUGGAAGAAUGCUACUAACUUUUAUGAAGAAUUUUGAGAUCAGUGGGUUAAAAUGACUCAUAAAGUUCAAAGAAUUAUUAUUCAUUAAAUUAUAACUUGUAUAGGUUGUGUAAUACCUAAGAGCACAGGGGUGAAUUUGUGACUGAUUCUCAGCUCUGCUACAGGCUGUCUGUGAUAAGUUGCGUGGCAACUCUCUACGAAACUCACUCUUCUUUUCAAAGGCAUUCAAAGAACUUUUUGGAGUUUUCCCUGUUUUCAAUGCAGCUCCUAGUGUACAGUUUCUGAAGAGAAUCAGUGAGAAAUCCAACAAAACUGAGCUGCAGGAGUGCUAAGAUGUUGCUGAGGAAGUGUGAGAAAAUUUCAUGAAAGAAACCCUUGGGAAAUUUCCUACUCUGAUCUUCAGGUUCAGUGGCUGAAUUUUUGCCUAUUUUCUCCUAGCCCUUGAGAACACAAAUGAGUACUAGCAAAUAAGCAAAAUUACAUUGUACUCCUUAAAGAGGUGAGAAAAUCAAAGGAAUAUAAUUUUCAAUCUCUGUUGAAUUUUAAACUUUUCAGUCUUUGUUCCAGCCACAGAAUAUUUCAUGCCCCCAAAACCAAAAGAUGAACUUACUGAAGGUUUCUGCAUUUACUUAAUUCCUCUAGUUCUUUUUCUUUUUUUUUCCCUUAAAUUCAAAUUUAAUGAAUAAGAGAAGGGGCCUGACUCUGAGCUCUCUUAUAUAGUUAAUUGUACAACAGAAGUUGAACAAGUUGCCUAGUGGAGUUAUGCAUGCAAAACUGAAAAAAAAGCUAUUUUAAUCCAUUCUGAUCUCUGGAGAAUAUCUUUUUUAUGUUUCUGCCACUGAAUUUCAAGAGUUUAGGCUUAAUACCUCUGCUAGAGUUUCAAAAGAUCUUAUUUCCCAAUGAAACAUUAGAGUAAGGAGUUUAAUUUUUCCAAAGAGCACUAACAACCAAAUAUUUAGAAAAUCUAGUGUUGGUAUCACCAGGUGUCACCACUGAAUUCUUUUUUCAGCCCAGCACCAUUAUGAGCAUUAAGUGUUUGAACACCAGGAUCCUAAGUGUCCUUUUUGAGGCUUCCGCUGUUCUUGCUUUAUUAAGCAGUGCCAGUUUUUCAUUGGUAGAAACUACCAUUGUAUGAACUUCAUGCACAUGAACCAUGUACUCUUCAUCCAUAAGGAUGCAGUAGUAAUUUGGACAGACUGUUGAUGGGGGUGAGGGGAAAAGAGCUGACAGUGUUGUCAAUUUUAGAGAAGCAAAAAUUAUUUAGAUGCAAGCUAUGCUUGCAAUGUUGAUGUUUUGGUUUGUUUUUUUUAAUCUUGGGGGAAAAUCUCUCUGAAUAGUUUUGGUUUAAUACUCCUUUUGAGAAAGAUAUAAUUACUGUCCUUUGGUUUAUUUGAAAGCUCUGUAGUACUUAACAGUCCAUGCAGGAAAUGUGCCUUUGAGGUAAGCAUACAUUUACUCCCUGAAACUAUUCCCACCUUCAUGUUCUUUCUGUCUCUCAAUAUGGUUUUGAUUAAUUUUUGUACUGUGGUAGGACUUGAGGUGUUGCAGGGAAUUUUUCCUAGAAAAAUAAACAGUCUUUGAUCACAAGGGGUAAAGAUGAACAACAUCACUGGGCAGCUGAGCUUAUUUUAGUGAAUGCCUCUUACGUUCAUUAGCUGUGGACACUGCUAGCAAAGGACAAUGGGCAAAUUCAGCUGAGAAAUACUGUAACUGACUGAUGUUAUUCUUGUCUUUUAUUUUAUUUAGACUCAAAUUUAGUCAGCCUAUGAAGGAGACAGAUUUUAGGUUCUUCAUUGCAGUAGCAUCAUAAGAGAAAUAUUUCACCUUUUCUGGUGGGUUGCUGGCUGACAUAUUUACUUGACAGGACAUCCAAGACCUGUUGGUCUACCUGUCCACAUGACUCAGUAGCUGCUAAAGCUCCAUCUUGAUCAUUUACCUCCCAGAAUGCAUGCAAGAGAGCAUGAAAGCAAGAGGAAAAGGCAUACAAAGUUCAGCCUGGAGGUACUUGCUCUAUUGCUUGCAUGAAAUUCUCAUUAAUUUCCUUGGCCCUUGAAUGCACACAAACUAAUCAAGCCCUUGAUAAGUCACCUCUGUUCCAGAGGGUGAAAAAUUCCUUUCAGUGACUCUUGUUUAUAGCUGUAUUCAUCUCCAGAACUGGCCAGCAGAAGAAUUUGCAGCACAAAGAGAUCACUUAUAGAUGAAGCACCUACCCUUUUCUGCGACUAAAGUUAAAUCUACAUCAUGAGUUGUCUGAGAUAAUGAAAUUUUGUAUAACCUGCCUGUUCUGUUCAGCCAGCCACACGUCCGUCCAUCCAGCCAGCCAUCCAUCCAUCCUCCCAUCCGUCCUGCCCUCCCUCUCUCUUUCUUCUAUACUGGCAGUUGAUUCUUUGCACUAUUGACAUUGAUUGGUCUGAUUAUUAUUUUGUAACAUGUUCCUACCUUUUUGUUUUGUAAAAUAAGAAAGUCUAUACACUGGCUAACUUUGUAGAGGUGGUUUAUUUUUUUUUCUUUUUAUCAGUUCAACUGGGAUGUCAUGUUCUGUUUGAACUAUGGGAAAACUUAAAUAAAUAUUAAGAUGAAACAGCA